AUGGAUACUAGAGAUAUAAAUCAAGAGCUGAGGGAGGAGGAGGCUCUUCUAUCGAGUGUCCACCCAGCACGGGGAUCUCUUAGAGUCCACACAUUGGCGAACAAAGACAGCGAAAUCAUAGGAGAUUACACUAAUGUCAUACUGACGAAAUCUACGCUGGAGUCACUACAAAGGAUUGAGGAGGCUCAAACGAACACAGGAUUGAAAAGACUGGGGAGAGUGUUAAGGACCGUAUUAAGAUCGAUCAACCCUUUCAACAAAGAUCAGUUUGCUCUUUACUCCAAAUUUGAGAAACUCGUUCUUAAUGAACCAAACGAUGCAACUAUCAUUGCAAAAUACUCUACGAUCACCAAAUUGAGGUCAGGGCUACCACUUUGCACGUUGUCUAUUCCCCACCCAUUGAGGAUGUACAGCGAGAGAAACGUCGAGGAUUUCGACACCGUCAAAACGUUUUUGGAACAGCUAGACACACUUCCAGUGUUGGUAUUAAUCCAUGGAUUGGGUGGCCAAAUGUCACAGUUUGAGCCAUUAAUGGGGUUGUUUUCGCAGUGUGCCGAUGUCGUGAGUUUAGACCUGCCCGGGUUUGGCAACUCCAAGUUCAACACGCCAAAUGUCAAUUUCUUCAAACUCUCGAGCUACGACAAGGAUCAGGAAUUGGAGAUGAGAAAGCAGUUUAAAAAAUUAAAGUGGGAUGAUUUCAAGACCGAAAAUAUUGCCACUAUCAUACAGGAGUUUCUGGAUCAGUUCUUCCCGAAGCGGACUUUUAUUCUUGUGGGACACUCUAUGGGGACUCACAUCUCUACCAAGUUGUUGUUGAAGCUAAAACCAGAAACUGUGGAGGCUCUGGUGCUGUUAUCGCCUCCCAGUUUCGUUGGGUCGAAGCCGUUUGUGUCACCUCUGCAGAAGUUCUUCCUCUCCAUAUUCAACUUUUUCCCAGUGUUGUUCGACUUCUUUAGGAUUGCUGACAGAAUAGGCGGAAUUGAAUCCAAAUCUGUUUUGAGCUAUAUAUACUCCGGUGGGGAAAAUCACUCCGCUUUUAAGAAGCUAAGACAGAUGAGAUGGAACCUGGACACUGACUCAGAGACAUUUUUGAAGUACAUCCGUGGUUUCCAAAGAUGCGAUGGAUUAGAGCUAGUAAGAGCAUGCAAGAGGAUCCGUGUGCCACCUACUGAUGAUGCUUUAUCCACUGUACUAAUUAUGUGUGGAGAAGACGACAAAGUGACCCCCUUCAAAGCCUCCCAAGCCACUUAUGAGUAUCUGAAGGACUCUGGGAUAAAUCCCACGUUGCGAAAGAUUUCCCAUUGCAACCAUUCUCUUCUGUUGGACAAACCAGAGCUGGUGAGCGGAUUGGUACUGGAUUUUGUGGAAUCAUUGCCAUAUUUGCAUAUCAGCGUUCCCUGGUGUUUAAAGGUCAAGGCCACCAUCAACGGGGACAAAUGGGGGCUGAAGAACGAGCUCAAAUGGGCCAAGCUUCAGAAUGUUUCUGAAGCAAUUGUGAACCCAACCACGGGAGAAGAGAGUCCGUUGGUUUCCAUGAAAACCCUGAGAGAAUCAGACCCAAUUCAUAACCCAGCCAGUUUCGAAGCCGCCAAUCCAAGGGUCAUAGGCAUAAUCGACAUUGGGUCAGACUACCCUUCCUACAACCCUGAAGGGUUCACCAGGGUCAAAUACCACAAACUGCCCACUGUCUCCAAGUACAUCCCAGACUCCGUCCAGGUAAGGAACUUUGUCGAGUUGGUGGAGUCCAUAUUGGAGGAGUAUCGUGAAACUCACUCGGACUCUAGCCCCCAACCACUGGUUGCUGUACACUGCCAUUACGGGUUCAACAGAACUGGUUAUCUAGUUUGUUGCUAUUUGGUGGAGAAGUGCGGCUGGGAUGUUGCAGAUGCUCUAGAAGGAUUUAGAAAGUCUCGAGAACCAGGUAUAAAGCAUCCUCAUUUCAUCGAUGGGUUAUAUCUGAGGUACAAUAAUGAUUGA
Kuraishia capsulata CBS 1993 is the source of this 1977-nucleotide messenger RNA. RefSeq lists its product as uncharacterized. Gene Ontology annotation, biological process: dephosphorylation. The transcript has a single exon. Bases 1 to 1977 code for a protein of 658 amino acids. The record is from RefSeq and is a predicted model, not a curated record. Lineage: Eukaryota; Fungi; Ascomycota; Pichiomycetes; Pichiales; Pichiaceae. Gene Ontology annotation, molecular function: protein tyrosine/serine/threonine phosphatase activity.